This is a messenger RNA of Centropristis striata (black sea bass), 1990 nucleotides long. It is a transcript of the gene nipa1, whose product is annotated as NIPA magnesium transporter 1. Gene Ontology annotation, biological process: magnesium ion transport. The transcript has 5 exons. Gene Ontology annotation, molecular function: magnesium ion transmembrane transporter activity. The coding region runs from base 65 to 991 and encodes 308 amino acids. The record is from RefSeq and is a predicted model, not a curated record. Gene Ontology annotation, cellular component: membrane. Lineage: Eukaryota; Metazoa; Chordata; Actinopteri; Perciformes; Serranidae.
AACUGGACUGUAGACCGUCUGUCAUUCUGCAGUCAAGCUAUAAACCGAACAAACAGCCACAGUAAUGACUGUUGACGCGGAGCCAAGUAGUGUUUCGCUGCCUGUUUCUGGAGUAGUGAUAGCAGUAGUAUCAAGUUUCAUCAAUGGGUCGACAUUUGUGCUUCAGAAAAAGGGAAUAUUGCGCGCUCGCGAAAAAGGAGGGUCGUACCUCACAGAUGUGGUGUGGUGGAGUGGCACACUGGCCAUGGUUGUUGGUCAAAUUGGGAAUUUCCUGGCGUAUAAUGUGGCCCCUGCUGUGAUAGUUACACCACUCGGAGCCCUUGGAGUGUUGUUUGGGGCUGUGCUGGCUUCUUGGAUCUUGAAGGAGCAUUUAAAUAUCUUGGGAAAGCUUGGCUGUGUAUUAUGUUGCUGUGGCUCCAUUGUGCUUAUCAUUCACGCCCCUAAAGCUGAGGCUGUAACAUCGAGACUGGAGUUAGAGGAGAGGCUAUCAGACCCAGUGUUUGUAACGUACGCCCUCUUGGUGGCCCUGCUGCUGGUCAUACUAAUUGUGUGGAUUGCUCCCACUCACGGCACAUCAAACAUCAUGGUGUAUGUCGCCAUAUGUUCCCUCUUGGGAAGUUUCACUGUUCCAAGCAGCAAAGGACUUGGCCUGGUUGCACAAGAUGUGUUUGGAGAAGGGCCGUCGGGCAGCAGAGUCCUGGCUCUCUUCCUGGGAUUGUUGGGGACGCUGGCUGUCAGCAUCCUGAUCCAGUUCUUCUUCAUCAACAAGGCCUUGGAGUGUUUCAGCUCCAACAUGUUUGAAGCCAUAUACUAUGUGACGUUCACAUCCACCGUGAUUCUUGCUUCUGCUCUUCUCUUCAAGGAGUGGACUGCACUAACUGUAACUGACAGCAUUGCCAUGCUUUGUGGGCUGACAACAGUGUGUGUCGGGGUUGUUUUGCUCCGCAUUUCCCAAGAGGCGUUGAUUACUUGGAAGAAGAAGACAGACUGAUUGAGAUGACUUGACUUUUGUGCCAUAAUGCAUUUCUUAUAACAAAGUGUCUACACUUGAUCUGACCAGUUUAAAUGACCAAACACUGUAUUUACAGGUGCAUCUCAAUAAAUUAGAAUAUCAUGGAAAAGUCAAUUUCCAGUAGUUCCAGUCAAAUAGCCCCAAACAAGUAUUGAGUGCAUAUAGAUGGACAUACUUUUCAGAGGCCAACAUUUCCAUAUUAAACAUUGAACAACUUUUGUAUAAUUCAAAUUUUUUGACACACUGAAUUUUAGGGCUUAAUUUAAUGUAAGCCAUAAUCAUUUUAAUUAGACGAAAUUAAAUAAAUUAAGACAUGAAAUGUUUCAUUCUGUGUGUAAUGGAUCUAUAUAAUGUGUUAUUUCCACUUUUUGAAUUGAAUUACUGACAUAAACUUUUCUAUGAUCUUCUAAUUUAUUGAGAUGCACCUGUAUAUCUUUUCACUCAGUGCCUGAUAUGGUCCAGUACUCCCCAGUACUGAGUACCGGCACUUCUGAUUUUUGUCCCAGUGAGGUACCCAUGCUUAUACUUUUUAUUAACACUUUUAUUAAAAUGUUAAUGGGCUGAUAUUUAUACCAAAAUAGACAAUAUAUCAUGUAUUAUUGGGAGAAACCAAGCAAUUCUAUGUAAAAUCAGACAUUCAGCACCCCUGAAUGGAAUAGUCAAUUGUUUCGUAACCACAUUUUAACACAACUUCAACUUUAACGAUUCAAUUGUGAGAUUGACAGUUAAAUCAGGCUCAUUAGAUCUAAUAGUCAACCAUUCAGGGUUACCCCUAUAAGAUAUACAAUCAUGAAAAAAAUAUCAGACCACCCUUUUCUUCAAUUUCUUGUUCAUUUUAAUGCCUGGUACAACUAAAGGUACAUUUGUUUGGACAAAUAUAAUGAUAACAUCAAAAUAGCUCAUAAGAGUUUAAUUUAAGAGCUGAUAUCUAGCCAUUUUCCAUGGUUUUCUUGAUACUAUAUAAAAACCAUAACUUUC